CCGAGCUCAGCCCGGGACUAUAAUUCAUGUUUAAUAUAAGGCGUUAUUUUCCACUACUUGUAUUCACAAUUAUCGUUUGUAAACAAUGUAAUGUGUGAGUUUUAAAUGGAGAAAUUGUAAUGGGAAUAACCAAAUAAUGGAGACAAUAACAAGGACAACCAUACCGGCCAGCGCCUACCCACGGUACAGAUACGCAGGGAAGUACGUCAAACCGUUUAUCAAAAGAUGUCAGAAACUACUACAAAAAUGUGGAAUUAGGGAUGACUUUAGUCUUCCUAAAUUUGAAAGUGUUAUACUAAAUAUACAGGCUCCACAAGAUACAAUUCUGAUCCACAAUGAGCAGUUAGUGGUUACAAAACCAGCAAUAAGUCAAGUCAGCAAGGAGUACCUUACAGUUGCCGAGUAUGUAGAGGAGGUUCUAGCGUCAUCCUCAGAUACGAGCGUUAAGGACCCGGUAAUUUUCAUUGCCAGUCAUACCAGCGCGAGGCGAGAGGGAAACAUCCCCGGUCAUUACCGGAAGUUCAUCGUUCUGAUUUCAGAAGAAGAAACCCCACAGCAGUUUUCAUGCGCAGAUAAUGAGUACAUUUGCGUGACAUCUCGAGCAAAGUUUUCCGAUACUAUUUCUUGUCUUCUUGAGCGAAUAGUUUUCAGAUUUUUGGAAGAAAGGUUGAAUGUGCUCAAUGUGUUUCGAAACAUCGGACAUGAUGUUGAAUUAGAAGCAGCAUCCAGUUGGUCAAAACAAAAAUACAUUUCUGCAUUGUACAACGCAGCUUCAGACCUUGGGAGAUUUCUGAAUCCUGAAAAAAGCCCCAUAGAAGAUGUUCCAGUGUCAGCCAAAAGUUUUUACAAACGAAGGAGCUCGAACAAACUUGAACUGGGUGAGCUGCAAAAGAACCAUUUUAACUGCGGUCGGCCAGAUAUGUCAGAAGAAGAGGUUUUUACAACACAUGUAGAACUAGCACGUGCAAACCUACAGAAGAUCAGAGAGACGAUAUCGGAGGGGGUAUCUAUGUACGGAAGAAGCAAGGUCCCUGAUUUGGAACGACCCCAGGUCGGCACGAAGCCACGACAGGUGACCGAUGAGAUGGCGAGGGCUGUGUUCGACAAUGUUCAUAAUGCAGUUGGAUGCGGAUACCGCCUGGGGUCAUUCAACAUCUUCGUUAAAGAAACGGAAAUUGAACAAUAUUCAGAAGAAACGAUCCAAGAUAUUCGUUCUGUCCUCAAACCCUACGGAAUCACUGACUUUAUCUUGAGAAGCGAUCCGAAGGAAGUUAUGAUGUUUUCUGGUUGCAAAGUUGGAAGUGCAAUAUCCGCAAUGGGCGUUGGGACGCUAGGCGGAUUUGCCCGGAAAGGUAACGAAACUUGUGCUCUUAUUGCUAAACAUGUUGCCGGAGAAGUCACUCACUUGUCCUUGAUUGAUGAAAGAAAUAAUGAUGAAAUAGUAAUUGGAACAAUACUCACCCCAAGCGUAGACACUCCUCUGGUCGAUUUACCUGUUGAUAUUGCAGCAGCAACUUUGAACAACGUUACAACAGACACGCUGUUUAAGAAUUCCGACAAAGAACCAAUGCAAAGUAGACUGUUUGAUUUUAUCAGUGGAGACAUUGACUUCCUAGAAGGGUUGCAUGUUUACAUAUGGGGUGCGAAGACUAAUCCAGGAUCAGGAAAAAUAACAAUGGCAGAAUUCAUUAGAAAUACCUUCACAAAGUGUAUCGCUAUUGAAGAUUUAGAUCCAGAUGAGGUUGAUGGCGAUGAAAAUCCACAACAUUUUGCAAAAGAAGGUGACAGUGGUUCUAUUGUGUGCGCUGAUGACAUGGACGGCCAAUGUGUGCAUGUGAUUUCAAUGUUAAUGGGUCUGAAGCUAAAUCGUGCAACAGAGAAAAGUAUCCCAAGACAAUACAUGUCCUUCUAUUUGCAACAAGGUCUGACACAAUUACAACAUGAACAUGGAGAACCAUUUCAACUAUGUUAAAAAUAUUUUAUUAAUUGAAUGAAUGUACAUUUGAAGGAAAAACUAUAUAACAGGUAUUUGUUGGUGUACAUACAUGAAGUAGUUUUGCUUUAAUUGCUAUUUGCUAUUCCUUUCAUUAUUUCAUAUACCUCCUACGUUUUCAUUUCGUUUGAUUAUGAUUGUAUUUUUUGUACACGUUCAUACAUUUGAUUUUCGAAUGCAUUAUACUCCAUUAAUUGCAUAACUUUGUUAAUAUAUUAUUAAUAAGACCUUGAGAUUUAGUAAGCACAUUAUUUAGAUAAAAGUUCAUAAAUAGAA
This is a messenger RNA of Mya arenaria, 2269 nucleotides long. RefSeq lists its product as uncharacterized. The record is from RefSeq and is a predicted model, not a curated record. The transcript is spliced from 4 exons. Bases 137 to 1972 code for a protein of 611 amino acids. NCBI's taxonomy places the organism in Eukaryota, Metazoa, Mollusca, Bivalvia, Myida, Myidae.